AUGAGCUCUGACGAAGAAGACUUUAACGAUAUCUAUGGUGAAGACUCAUCAAAAGAUAUUUCUACAACUACCGAAAAUAAAAAGGAACAAGCUGAACCUACGACAGCAGCUGUAACCUCCUCUACUGAGACUACAGAUAAGCAAGACGAUAGCAAAAAAGAUACUGAAGAGCCAACGUCAAAAGAUGAAACAAAAGUAGAAGAAAAAUCAGAUGAUUCGAAGGAAAAGACUGCUGAAGAAUCUGACACUAAAAAAGAUGAAUCCAAAGAAGAUAAAGAAUCUGCGAACAAACCUACAAGUACGACUUCACAAUUAGAUCAAUUAGCUGCCUUGCAAGCUUUAUCUUCAAAUAUUAGUCAAAUGGCUCAGCAGUCUACUAAACCAGAUACAUCAGUGAAAUCACCAUCUCUUGAAACAUCAUCAAAUAGCGUUUCAAAUAUGGCGCCAAAUAAUCCACCAUGGGCACAACCUCAACCACAUGUUCCUGCUUAUCCAAAUCAAUCUCCUCCAAUGCCAUACGGUCAAGCGUCUCCAUAUCCUCCAACGAUGCCAAUGCAACAACAACAACCUCCACAAGCGUCGCCAUACUCGUCUGUUCCAUUACCUUCUCAAGCACAGGCUUAUGGUGGUCAAACAGGUGGUGCACAAACGGGUGGGCCAAGAGCAGAUUUAUCAAAGGAAUCAUGUAAAUUAUUCAUUGGUGGUUUGAACUGGGAAACUACUGAAGAGAAAUUAAAGGACUAUUUCAGUAAAUAUGGUAAUGUCGUCGAUUUAAAGAUUAUGAAAGAUGCCAAUUCAGGUAGAUCAAGAGGGUUUGGUUUCCUUUCAUUUGAACAUCCAUCAAGUGUCGAUGAAGUCGUCAAAAGUCAACAUAUCUUAGAUGGUAAAGUUAUUGAUCCAAAGAGAGCUAUCCCAAGAGAAGAACAAGAUAAAACUGGUAAGAUUUUCGUUGGUGGUAUCGGUCCAGAUGUUAGACCAAAAGAAUUUGAAGAAUUCUUCGCUCAAUGGGGAACUAUCAUUGAUGCUCAAUUAAUGUUAGAUAAAGAUACAGGUAGAUCAAGAGGUUUCGGAUUUAUCACUUACGAUUCAGGUGAAGCUGUUGAUAGAGUUUGUCAAAAUAAAUAUAUUCAAUUUAAAGAUAAGCAAAUUGAAAUUAAGAGAGCUGCACCAAGGCAUAACCAAAGAAAUAAUUCAUAUGGUAACGGUGGACGUGGUGGUUCAAGAUCGUAUAAUAAUAACCCAAUGUCACAACCACCACAACAGCAAAUGUACCAAAAUCAAAUGAUGGCUGCAGCCGCCGGUAUGAAUCCAAUGUACGAUCCUCAAGCAAUGAAUGAUUACUAUCAACAAAUGCAAGCUUACUACCAACAAGUACAGCAACAAACAGGAAUGGAUUAUAGUCAAAUGUAUCAACAGGCUGGUCAACCAGGCCAGCCAACUAUGCCUAUGCCAAUGCCUAUGCCAAUGGGUGGUGCUCCUCCAUACGGUGGUGUUCCACCAACUGGUGCACCAAGUGGUGAUAACUCUUCUGAAUCUGCUACGCCAAAUGCUGAUGAUCAAGAUGGUGGAAAUCAAGGUAAUUUCCGCGGGUACCGCGGCCGUACCCAACACAAUAGACGUGGGAAUAACAAUGGAUAUCAUCCAUACAAUAGAUCAUAG
Molecule: messenger RNA, 1659 nt
Organism: Naumovozyma dairenensis CBS 421
Lineage: Eukaryota; Fungi; Ascomycota; Saccharomycetes; Saccharomycetales; Saccharomycetaceae
Exons: 1
Coding region: 1-1659 (552 amino acids)
Molecular function (GO): RNA binding
Source: RefSeq, a predicted model, not a curated record